This is a messenger RNA of Haemonchus placei, 564 nucleotides long. The record is from the annotation of a GenBank genome assembly. Lineage: Eukaryota; Metazoa; Nematoda; Chromadorea; Rhabditida; Trichostrongylidae.
AUGACUCCCGGCAGUGGACUCGUUCAAUCGCUUCAUGCCAUCUAUGUGCUCCUUAACCCUUACGUGGAGUGGUCUUGCCGUUUCUCCAAUAUACUCUUCCCCACAAUCACGGCAAGUAAUUUUGUAGACCACCCCAGACAUGUUACAAUCACCUUCCCUUCCAGCCGUACAAACCACACAGUUUGAGGUUGUACAUAGGCGAUCGUACAGCCUGUUCCGAACCAGGCGCUUCUUCAGAUUGAGGGGUGGUACGUUAACAAUAGCAACCACAUUUUCCAAGCCCGAUCUCUUUAGACACUUCCUAAUAGUGGCACUGACCUCAUCAGAGAUAAAUGGUAAUACAAAAGGAAUCUUCCCAUCGAUCGAAGUAUUACCAUGUCUGAGGAUCACGCCACCAGAAGGUGCUCUUCUUGUGGUUGGAAAAUUGCGGUAGCCAUUCAUUUCAGCAAUAUCGCAUGCCAUUUUAAUCGACUCUUUUCGCUCAUCCUCCCCAGUGCAAACCUUCUUAGCGGUGCGGAACAUAUUCCUAACAACCGCUCGCUUUAUGUAAAAAGGAUGAGCUGA